This is a messenger RNA of Trypanosoma theileri, 3312 nucleotides long. RefSeq lists its product as uncharacterized. The record is from RefSeq and is a predicted model, not a curated record. The transcript has a single exon. NCBI's taxonomy places the organism in Eukaryota, Euglenozoa, Kinetoplastea, Trypanosomatida, Trypanosomatidae. The coding region runs from base 1 to 3312 and encodes 1103 amino acids.
AUGGAGGAGAUGGGCAUUGAGAUGCUCACAGAGCUCGCUACAGCAGUAUUAACUUCUCCGGAUAAAGCCACACGUGAAGAGGCGUCUCGCAAACUUCGUUUUAUGAGCUGCUACGAUUACUGGGAAUUUGUGAAGACACUGCUUCCGAUGUGCGAGAAUAACUACUUGCGUUUUAUUGUCUGCAAAGCGAUUCACUUUAUUGUUAGUAAUGAACUUGGUCCACAAGAACGUAGAGAGAUGCAGGUUUAUGUUUUGGAUUAUUUGACACUAAUGAAUGAACGUGGUGAAGAGCUUCCAACGUACGUACGAAACGAGUUAUACUCUAUCUAUGUCUCUAUAGUGUACAUUAACUGGAGACUAACUGUAAUAUCUAUGGAGGAUCAUUCAAAAGGACUUGGAAAACGUAUUAUAGAUGAGUUAUCAUCUCGUCUUCCUACAAAUCAAGUGUUAGAAUGUGUAUUGGAGAUACUAACGUACUUUUCCAAACAAGAGUCAAAGGGCUCUUUAGAGCAUGUACGUGCGGCUUGCGCACGAGAUAUUCUUCCAUAUCUUUUUCAAUUUGGUGUGAUGAAUAUUGCUCAAUAUGGACGUAUGGCACUUGAAGUAAGUUGUACAGCUCUAGAAACUGCUCAAGUAAUGAUAGUAGAACCAAUUAUUACUGUUCGACUUACAACAGAUGAUAGUAUUUAUUUGGAUGAUGCUUCUGUAUGGUUUCCUGCAUUACCUUUUGCAAUGCAAGAGUGUGCUACUGCUGUUUUAGCACUUCCUAUGACAGAAUUAACUACUUACUAUGGACGUUUUUUACGUAUGGGAUCUACCCUUUUAUGUGUUGAUCAAGAGUGGUUUCAAGUACGAAAUACAUUAAGUGCAUUAUUUCUUGAACUUUCAGGACAGUUACUCGAAGUUUAUCUUUCAUCAGGAGUUACCUAUAUGUUACAAUUAGGUUGUGCAUUAUUGAUUAAUUUAUUUGAACGUGAUGAAGGAGUAGUAACAUCCUAUAUAUUCAAUCGACCGGAACUUGUUAGUCGAUGGGCAGAAGCGGCAUGGGGUGUACUAGAUAGGUGGCAAGAUGAUGAAGAAGAGUUACGACAAGAACUUAUGCGUAUGUUUUUUCUUUUUGGUGAUCGAGUUAUUCCUCGUGUGGUAGGAUCUGAAAGAGAUGAUAUUCGUGCAUCCCCCAUUACAGCAGAAGUACUGCGAGUGGCUCAUUGCUAUUUUGAUACUGUUAUAGCAAAGGCACAUCUCACAGAAGAUUCUAAUGAAAUGCGCAGUGAUGUAGGUGUUAUGCUACAUAAUGAAAAGACACUCCUUCCAGUUGCAGAGAUGUUAUUCUGGGAGCGUCUUGAUCUUUACCCUACAAUUCUAGAGCGUCUGGUAAAUACUAUUAAACAGUAUGAUGCUUGUAUUCGGGCUCGUGAAUCAAGUGACACUUCAGGAUUAGGAGAUAUAAUGUUAUCACUUGCGGUGGAUGUGGACUCUCUCAUUCCUGCACUUAAUGUCUCGGAUGUGCCUCUUUUUCUUAUGCAUGUGUGUCUCUCAAGACUUUCUGUCAUUAUUUCAAUAGUGGCAAUUUCCAUGCUUAAUGAAAGAAGGCGUUCUAGUGAUGAUUUAAUUGGUGUUAUUGCCCAAUUUGCACAAAAUCUACUUUCAACAGAUGAUGCAUUGACUAGUGCCUUUCUGGAAGAUCUCUCACUGGCAGAUAUUGCUGAUAGUGGUGGUCAAGGUGGUAAUGGUGGAAAUGGAGGUAAUUCUGGUGAUGGUAAUAAUAAUAAUAAUAAUAAUAAUAAUAAUAACAAUAAUAGUAAUAAUAAUAACAGUGGUGUUGUACAGAGUUAUCCAGCUGGAGGAGAGAAGAAAGUUCAUUUGGGAAUGUUAAGAGCUCUCUUCUUUUUUUGUGGUUGUGUUUAUGAGUCUCAGUCUGGAGAGAGUAGAGGUUUUUAUGAAAUUAUGAUAAACCUUCUGCGAUAUGUUUAUUUAUACCAUAGCGAUAAACCUUGUCUUGCAACAGAUGCGAAUAAUUUGCUUGGAAAAGUGCUUGGACAGGUUGUACGUGGGUGCUUUUUAACAUCAGAUAAAAUGACAUCUAUUUUGCUAGCGGUUAAAGAUGAACAAAUUGAGUUAUUACGAGCAUCAAGCGAUGAACUUACUACAGAUGCAGGGAAAGCUCGUUCUGGUUUUCUUUCAGCUUUAACAUUCUUUGUUGAAUCUCGUUAUUAUGCUGGAUUUUCUACAUUGGAUGUUCUUCAAUAUAUUAUUGCCCGUGCUUUAGAACAUGAUCGUCUCUUUUCUGAUCCAAUUCUACAAUUACGUGAUCUUCUUGCUAUAGCAGAUGGUAUUCAUCAACCGGAAGGAUUUUUCUGGAUGCUAGAAGCUGUAAUUGAGGAAAGUGAUGAAGUAAGGGAAUUAUUAAAAGUUAUUCCUUCUACUGCACCUUUGGUACUUCGACUAUGUUCUAAACUCUGCAACUUGGCAUCACUUCUUUUACGAGAAGAUAAUAAUUGUGAAAUGAGAUGGAAUUUGGUUGGAUUUUGUGUUGUAGCUGUUACUGGAGUAGGAAAUUCAGUAAAUCUAACAGAUUUAUGGGAAAGAGAUUUAAUUGAUACUUUUGCCAUGGAUAACGCAAAUGAGAUGGUUUUAUAUGAUGUUGCAGAUAUAGUUUAUAAUUUGAUUGGUUCUCGAUGGUGCAAUUUAGGUGUUAUGUUGAUGUACACUGAGGACUUUCUUGAUGUGUUUAGGGUCUUUGUAUCUCUCUUUUUGUCAACUUCAGUGGAACUCUUGAUGUCUCGAAAUAUGUACAGAGAACGAAUUUUUCAUGCCCUUAUGAAAGCUUUUCUUUCAUCCGAUAUUCUUGAAAUGCGGUUACGAAAACUUUUAGAUACACAUGGGAUGUGGCAACCAUUAUUGAUUCAUAUGACAAAGUGUUUACACUAUGCAUUUCUUUUAUAUAUACUAGCCGCGAUUGACACUGCAUUUAUGUGUAUGGAAAGAUCUGGCGCGACUACUAAUCUUUCUGUGAGUGAUGAGGUAAUUGGUGAUAUAUUUCAGGAAGUAGUGAUAUACAUUGCUGUAAGUGCACAUAUGGAAGCGAAAGAAUCAGAACUUUGUUUUAAAGUACUAAUAAAAUGUUUUCAGUGGACACCCACUGUCUGCAGUGCGAGAAUGGAAGGUUUACUGGACUUUUGUUCCGCUUAUCAUCGUGUGCGUCUGCGGCAUAUUUUUACGCUUUUACGCUCUGGUAAGGCAGAUGCACUUAUGUCCUAUGUUGCCGUAUUUGGAAGAGGCUCAAAGGUUCACACCUUAUCCGCAUGGUGA